UGACUAAAUGUAUAAAAAGAUAGCAUACUUGAAACAAAGUUGAACAAAGUGAAUACGGCCUGCAUUUUAAAAUGAAUUCUUUAACUACUUUAUAUUCUGUGCUGGCGCUGCUUUUUGGAUAUCAGUCCUAUGCGGAGUACCAGGGAAUUCGAGAGAAACGAUUUGUAGCAGACGAUGGGCUGAUCCCAGUGACGAACGGUUGCAAGCAGAUGAUAGACGUAUCUAGUGACGGCAAUAUUUUAUCACCUAAUUUUGGCUUGUCCAACUACCCGUCAGAUUCGAUAUGUACGUGGAUGCUACGAGUUCCCGCUGGCGAAGUAAUACGACUACAGUUUAAUACUUUCAAACUUGAGAACACGAGGCAAUGUUCGAGGGAUUAUUUGCGAAUCUUCGAUGGAAUCGAUGCAUUUGCAACAGUUCUUGGUAAUUUAUGUGGGGACUUUAUUCCCUCUGAUGUCGUAUCAACAGGAAACCAGAUGCUGCUGAUGCUACGAACAGACUCCACCAAUGAAUAUGAAGGAUUCAAUAUAACGUACAUGCAUGAAAAUAAAACAGAGAAUAACAUGUGCGGUAGACCAGCCAUACAACCAAGAGAAGACCACAGAAGACAACAUUCAGCUAUUGGACGGACGGCGUUGCCACAUAGUUGGCCAUGGAUGGUUUCGCUCCGGAUUAAUGGUAGCCACACGUGUGGUGGAGCAAUCAUACAUGAAAAAUGGGUUUUAACAGCAGCUCAUUGUUUUGAACGUAAUCGACAUAUAAUAGAAUGGACAGUAGCAGCGGGCAAAAUCAACAAAGAGAAAGCAGAAAACGUCGAGCAGAUACGCCAUGUGGAAAGAAUUAUUGUUCACUCGAGCUACAUGACUACAGUAAAUGAUAUAGCACUGGUUAAAUUGGAAUCACCGUUUACUUUGAAUAGUUACGUCAGUAUUGUAUGUCUACCAAAAGAAGAACCAAAACAAUAUCAGCAAGGCUACGCUACAGGAUGGGGAGAAGUUUUAGACAAAUGUUGUCCAGGUAAACUUAUGCAGGUCAUGUUACCAAUUAUGCCAAGAAGUUGGUGUAUAAAGACCAAUCAUCUAGGUGAUCAAGUAACCGAGGAAGUGUUCUGCGCUGGUUUUGGAGAACGCGGACUAGACACAUGUCAGGGAAGCAGUGGUGACCCUUUUGUUGUACAAGAGUCGAAUGUUUGGUUUAUUUAUGGAAUUUCAACGUAUGGCUCCCUUUGUGAAGCGGUAAAGUUUCUUGGGGUCUUUACAAAGGUAUUCAGCUAUGUCAACUGGAUCAGGGAGGAAGUCGGAGCUAAUUUUUAGAUAAUAGAGUUUGUGAUCAAACCUUCUGUCUCUACAAAUACUACGUCCAGCUGUAGAAGCAGAAAUAAAGAUUUCUUGAAGCGUUUGAUACACUUACAAAUGCUUUUAACUUUUUAUUCAAUAAAUAAAAUGUUGACUGAUAUUGAUAAGAAAAAAGACGACGAAAUAAGUUGUUUGUAAUUGAAUUGAAAUUUUCAGCGCUUUGUUAUUACAAAU
Messenger RNA from Mercenaria mercenaria, 1529 nucleotides. RefSeq names its product coagulation factor IX-like. Gene Ontology annotation, biological process: proteolysis. The record is from RefSeq and is a predicted model, not a curated record. Bases 72 to 1313 code for a protein of 413 amino acids. Lineage: Eukaryota; Metazoa; Mollusca; Bivalvia; Venerida; Veneridae. Gene Ontology annotation, molecular function: serine-type endopeptidase activity. The transcript is spliced from 9 exons.